Molecule: messenger RNA, 495 nt
Organism: Prorocentrum cordatum
Lineage: Eukaryota; Dinophyceae; Prorocentrales; Prorocentraceae
Source: the annotation of a GenBank genome assembly
AUGAACGAGCCUGGCGUGCUGAGCCUGGCAUCUCGGGACAGCACGGGCGCGGUGGACACCACCGAGGAGCCCGCCGAGCUGGUCCAGGCGGACACCACCGAGGAGCCCGCCGAGCUGGUCCAGGCGGACACCACCGAGGAGCCCGCGGAGUUGGUCCAGGCGGACACCACCGAGGAGCCCGCCGAGCUGGUCCAGGCGGACACCACCGAGGAGCCCGCCGAGCUGGUCCAGGCGGACACCACCGAGGAGCCCGCCGAGUUGGUCCGGGCGGACACCACCGAGGAGCCCGCCGCGCUGGUCAAAAUCAAGCCGGUUAUGCUUGCCAGGGACAAACAUGGUUUGCUCGCAAGGAGGUUGGCAGCCCAGGGCGACGGCUCUGGCGCGCAGGAAAGCGAGGUGAUGCCGCCAAGGAAGGCGAGGAGGGCGAUGAUGAGAAAGGAGCUGGGCAAGAAGCAGGCAUCGAUGAAGGCGGAGCCAGAGAAUCCUGAAGGCUAG